This is a messenger RNA of Odontomachus brunneus, 1644 nucleotides long. RefSeq lists its product as uncharacterized. The coding region runs from base 437 to 1612 and encodes 391 amino acids. The transcript is spliced from 5 exons. The record is from RefSeq and is a predicted model, not a curated record. Gene Ontology annotation, cellular component: Fanconi anaemia nuclear complex. NCBI's taxonomy places the organism in Eukaryota, Metazoa, Arthropoda, Insecta, Hymenoptera, Formicidae. Gene Ontology annotation, biological process: interstrand cross-link repair.
CUCGCGCACUGUGCGUCAACGACUGACUCGCCGCCGCGCGAACCGCCCAUGAGUGACUGCGAAGAAAGACGUGCACUCGCUUCCCAAGUAGAAUAGACAGUCACGAUGACGUCAAAAUGACAAGAUAAUGAUCGAAUCAUGAUUGAAAAGACCUUCAGCGGGGAUCUUCUUUUCUUCAUAAUAGACAUGCGGCGAUUGACUUGCGAAUGCUAACGACUGCGGAAAACUGGGAAAUUGGACUGCUAAAAUAUCUAUGGGAAUAUUCACAGAGCGGACGAACGUGCCCUGAGAAUAUCCACAGCUCCUGAGAAUCUUGAUUCGAAAAAAUACUAUCAAAAAAAUUGUUGAAAACAAAUAGGUGUUGAAAAUUGUAUAGAAGUAUAGAAGGAAUAUCGAUCUUUUCUUUGACAAUAAUUCUCUGACGAAGGGAAAUUAUAUGAAGAUCAUGUUAUUCGUUUGUAUUCGUAGACUUAUUAUGAAGGAAAGCAGCUUCAGGUAUCAAGACGUAUACGUCACUGAUGCCACGAUGUUGAACGGAACAUGCGCGAAAUUAAGCAAUAUGAGAGAACAAUUGCGGGAAAAUAUGGAUUGGGAGAUUUUCUUCGAAAAGUACACGUUGUCAGAAGAAACCGCAACGAGACUCGAAUCUAUGAAGGAAAAAAUGCAGAAUAAUAUCGCCCAGGCUAAUCCGAUGUGGAAGGUGAUUACAGGAGAGAGCGAAGAAAAAAUGUCCUCAGAAGAUAGUGAAGAUAGUGAUAAUGAUGAUGACAAAGAGAACGGUAGUAAUGUUCAGAUGCCAUUCAGUCAGUCAACGCUAGAACCAUCUACUCAGUUUUAUUUCACUCAAGUUGAACGAACUGUACAACCUAUAGUAACUGCAGAAAAAUCUGCAACUGCACCAUUGCAAAAGUGUGAUAUAUUAGAGUCUCUUUGUGAAAGUUUAGAAAGAAAUAAUGGAAAAUUAGAUUUUGCCCAAUUGAAAAAUCUUCCUGACGAGGAUAUUGUCCCACUAGUGGAUGAGCUGUCUAAAAAAUCAAGUUCUAAGGGCAUUUAUAAUAUAUGUCAGUCAAUGAAUGACAUGACUAUUGAGGAGAAAAUGAAAUAUCUCAAUAUUUUGUGCACACAUUUGUUACUACCAAAGAUUAUUCAGUUGGAAGAACCAUCUCGUUUACUGUCAUCCGCGAUCGGUGAAUGUGUUAAAAAAUUUCCCAAUGAGAUACAGCAGUUCAUAUUUGUACCUGUUCUCAAUGCUGAAUUGAAAGACACAACAUUAAUUUCUACUAUUGUAAACACAUUUGAACAAGGAAAAAAAAGGGUGCUCUUAGAAGAGUUCCUUACAUUCGUCGAGGAACUGAAGCCAUGGCAUAUAACUGUUUUGCAAAAUUUCUUAUCUAUAAAGCUCGACCAUGACAUGAUUAGCAAAGUUAUAAAACUAUUCUCAGAAAAGGCACUUUGCUACUCCAAAGAUAAGAACUUCGGGAAACUCAUACUGUCGUUUUUAAAAAUUAAUACAAUACUCUCUGAAGAGCAAAAAAAUUUAAUGCUCGAGAUAGCCGCCAUAAAUGAAACAUUAUUCAAAAAAGCCAUAGAAAGUAUCUUACGGAAUAUAUAAUUUUAAAUCAUAUAAUUUUAAAAUAUAUAAAU